AUGGAGAUUAAGAUUGAUGAAGAAGCUGGGAUCAAUGGUUCUCAUGGCAUGAUCAGAGAAGAGAAAGUUCCACUCCUAGAGGAGAGUCAAACACUAGUCCAAACUCGAGACUUUCCAGCAAUAGAAAGGAACACUUGGAUACAAAAGGCAAUAGGUCAGACAUUUCAAACCACAGCUCAUCUAGCUAACCUUUUACCUACAGGGACAGUUCUUGCAUACCAGAUCCUAUCGCCAAUUCUCACAAACGCUGGACGAUGCAGUUUGGCUAGCAGAUUCAUGACCGCAUCGCUAGUUUUCAUAUGCGGAUUCUCCUGUUUCAUACUUAGUUUCACAGAUUCUUACAAGGACUUAAACGGAAACGUUUGCUAUGGAUUUGCUACAAUCCAUGGCUUCUGGAUAAUCGAUGGCUCAGCUACUCUUCCUCAAGAACGUGCCAAGAUCUAUAGAUUACGGUUUAUAGACUUUGCGCACGCUAUUAUGUCGCUUUUGGUGUUUGGAGCCGUGGUUAUGUUUGAUCAGAAUGCGGUUAAGUGUUUCUUCCCCAAACCAUCAGAUCAAGAAGUAGAGAUUCUCACAGCUUUGCCUGUAGCCAUAGGAGUCAUUUGCAGUAUGCUGUUUGCUACGUUUCCUACUACACGCCAUGGUAUUGGUUUCCCCCUCUCUGCUAAAUGA
Thlaspi arvense is the source of this 672-nucleotide messenger RNA. The record is from the annotation of a GenBank genome assembly. NCBI's taxonomy places the organism in Eukaryota, Viridiplantae, Streptophyta, Magnoliopsida, Brassicales, Brassicaceae.